UACUAUCAAAUCAGUGCAAGUGCGAGGUUGUGUAUCAGAGACCAUUAGUCGUGAAUGAGAACCCGUGUGGGCAUUUGAUAAAUUUCUGUGACAUGGAUCUCACAACCUUGAAAAUAUUUUGUGUCGUCAGUUUCCUACUGUCGGUCUCUGCUGCGCCAAAGAAGUUCAUGCCUGGUGGUUUGCAUUCUCAGGAUGUGAAUGACGUCAAAGUGAAGAAGUAUGCGAAACUGGCCCUGCCAACGUUAGAAAGUCUCUCUGACCCGAAAGAGGACCUGUCGUUGGUUGAUAUAUUAGAGGCUCACACUCAGGUCAUCGCAGGCUUAGUCUAUCAUUUGAAAUUGAAAGUGGCAGAUUCUAGAGCAAAUGAAAAAAUUUGUGAUGUGAAGAUUGCAGUACCUCAUAACGGAGGCACCCCAGAAGUAUAUGAUCCUAGCUGUGGAAAUGAGUUGCUCAGCAGGAAGCAGAGAUCGCCGGAUCACUGGGUCGGAGGACUUCAGCCGCAAUCAGUGGCUGACGCAGACGUUUUGAAGUACGCGCAGUUUUCUCUUUCCUCUCUAGAGGCUCUUUCAGAAUCCAAAAGCAAACUCAAAUUGGUAGAGGUUGUCGACGCCAAUACUCAGGUUGUUUCCGGAUCUUUAUAUUUGUUGACACUGAAAGUUGCCGACUCGGAGUCCGCGGACACGAGACUGUGCAGAGUCAGAGUGUGGGUGAGGACGUGGCUCAACAAAACGGAAGUUACAGAAGCGUCUUGCGAUGACAAGCCAUCAACCAAAACAAAGCGCUCUGAAAAGUCGGAGAAUCUGCAGCUCGUUGACAAAAAUUCUCAGGAAGUUCAGCAGAUUUCAAACAGCUUUCUAUCGCAAUUUACACAUUUGUCUGCAACAAAGAAGCUGAGAAUGGUUGACAUUGUGCAUGCCCAUAAGGAGGCAGACUCAAGUCCAUCAUCCUCGGGACCCCUUUAUCAUUUAAAAGUACAUGUUGCCGAUGAUCAUGCGGAAGAAGGAACUAAAAAUGGGAAAAUCUGCAAUGUGUACGCUUAUGUUCAAGCGUCUGAGGAACCCAAGAUAGACAAAGUGGACUGUGUGCUGAGCUCAAGAAGGAAGCGAUCUAUGCAGCAUAGUGGAGGGUUAUUAGGCGGUCUUAUGCUCGGCGGUCUAAAACAGAUCAGCGUGAAUGACCCCGAUGUCCAAAGAUACGCCAAAAUGUCGAUGGACUCGCUCGGGGAAAGCGAAAAGAAGGACGGAUAUCAUGUUCUGAAGGUCCUCGACGCUCGUGAACAGGUGGUUUCCGGGACGCUGUAUCACAUAAAAGCCCAAAUAGGCACCUCAGAGAAGGAUUCUAAAAUCUGCAAUUUUAAAGUGUGGGUUCAGCCCUGGCUUCAUUCGGAGAAAAUUACCGAUGGCUCAUGUGAAAACAAGGUUUAAAACCUGCAAACUGGCAACAUUGUUUUUUCUCCAUUUAAACCUAUGAAAAUGUAUCGAUUCUUGAAGGGGUCAGGUGCUCCGACAAGAAUGGAUUAUUUAGCAUAGGUUUUAAUGGAGGAAAUCCUGUGUUGCCAAAUUUCUGGAUCCGCCCCGGUUUGAAACUCGAGUGUGUCUACUAUGCUGCCGUAUGAACAUUCGAGAGUUGCCAAAUUUCCUCCAAUAAAAUGUUCAUUUUUUAGGAACGCCAUGAAUAUUUUGCCUUUAAAUUUUCAGAAACUUUUGGUGAAGUUGCGAACAAAAUUAUCUGAAAAAUUGGAAGGAAAAUAUCCACAAGUUUACCAGGGAAUUCGUGUUUUCUGAAUGGAAAUUUGGCAACGCCUGAAGGUUCAUGCGGCGUUUUUCCUUAGCACGGCAGUAUGAAGGUCAUGUCCAGGAGAAGAGAGGAGUGGAAAAAGAAGGCGCUUAAUUCGGAGGAUUUAUUUUUUUAAUUCCUUAUUUCCGAAGGAAAUACACUAUUUUUCUUUUUCAAUUUUGUUCGCAUGCUUUCAUCUUACCUGCAGCAUAAUUUUGGGCAGAGCAUGUAACCAUUUUAGCUGAACAAUCAGAAUGGGCCUCGAAACCCCUUCACCCCAAACACGAGCAAGCUGUACUGCCGUGCUUAAGAAGAACGCCGUAUGAGCCUUCAGACGUUGCCAAAUUUCCUUCGAUAAAAUAUGAAUUUUCAGGGAAUUCUUUGAACAUUUUUCUUUGAAUUUUAUACAGAAUUUUAUUCACGACCAGGUCUAAAUCAUCUGAAAACUUCAAGAGGAAAUAUUCAUAACUAUCCUCAAAAAAUAAACAUUUUUGAGAAGAGAAAAUUUGGCAACUCUCUAAUGUUCAUACAUCGUUUUUCCUCAGCACGGCAGUGUGUACUUUAAAAGUCACGUCGAAUUUAAAACCUCCCACACUUUGCAGGAACGUGAAUGUUUCAAUUGCCUCAGUAUCUCCAAAAUUCCGAAAAAAUUGAAGGAUUUUGCAUCAAAAUGAAAACAGCACUACGUAAUGAGAUAGAAAGCAA
Bemisia tabaci is the source of this 2481-nucleotide messenger RNA. The record is from RefSeq and is a predicted model, not a curated record. Lineage: Eukaryota; Metazoa; Arthropoda; Insecta; Hemiptera; Aleyrodidae.